Electrophorus electricus (electric eel) is the source of this 4680-nucleotide messenger RNA. It is a transcript of the gene ube4a, whose product is annotated as ubiquitination factor E4A (UFD2 homolog, yeast). Lineage: Eukaryota; Metazoa; Chordata; Actinopteri; Gymnotiformes; Gymnotidae. Gene Ontology annotation, biological process: ubiquitin-dependent protein catabolic process; protein polyubiquitination; ERAD pathway. The record is from RefSeq and is a predicted model, not a curated record. Gene Ontology annotation, molecular function: ubiquitin-ubiquitin ligase activity. Gene Ontology annotation, cellular component: nucleus; ubiquitin ligase complex; cytoplasm.
GUUUUGCACAUCCAGGAAACGCAGUAGUGGAGACUAAAUAACACACAUCAUAGCAAGCAACAUUACACGUUACCAGCAGAAACCAGGCUGGUAUUUAGCACCUGUAUAUGCUCCAGUGAAAUGACAGACCAGGGUAAUAAUAAUCAGAGCAUCUCUCGAAACCCAUUUGCUGCCCUCUUCGGUUCUCUUGCGGAUGCAAAGCAGUUUGCAUCAGGGCAAAAUCAACAGCAGCAAGACAAACCACCAUCGGAAGACUCUGGUGAGAGCCAGUCUGAGUCUGAAAAUUCAGUGUCUGACAGCAUUGAGGACAACGAUGACUCUGUGGCAGAGAUCAGUCGUUCGUUCCGAUCGCGCCAGGAGCUCUGUGAGCAGCUCAAUGUCAAUCACAUGAUCCAGAGGAUCUUUCUGAUCACACUGGACAACAGUGACCCCGGUCUCAGAAGUGGCAAUGGCAUUCCUCCUCGAUGUGUCUACCUUGAAGAGAUGGCAGCUGACCUUGAUGGUCAAGACUGGCUGGACAUGGACACCAUAGAGCAGGCUAUUUUCACCAGGCUACUCUUACUGGAUCCAGGGAACCACCUCAUCUACAUGACCUCCUGCAGUGCAGCAAAUCUGUCAGCAGACCGCGAUGCUGGGGAGAAACAGGCCAUUCCAUACCUUUACGCCUGCUACCAGAGAGCUAAGGAAGAGAUCACAAAAGUUCCAGAGAAGCUGCUGUCAUUUGCAGUACGCUGUAAGAACCUGACUGUGUCAAACGCUCGCACAGUGCUUCUCACCCCAGAAAUCUACAUCAGUCAGAACGUGUACGAACAGCUCCUGGACCUGCUGCUGGAGGCAGUGAACGGAGCCCAACUAGAGGAGGUCGUGGAGUUUUUAGAAGAAGUUAUCGCAAGCCUUUUAACUGAUCAGGAAGUCCGCACGUUUGGGGAGGUUAUGGUCCCCAUGUUUGAUAUCUUUCAAGGCCGUGUAAAAGACUUAGACCUCUGCCAACUGCUGUUUUAUUCCUAUCUGGAUAUUCUGGUGUAUUUCAGCCGGCAAAAAGAUAUUGCCAAGGUAUUGAUGGAACACAUUCAACCCAAAGAUCCUAACAAUGGACUUCAGUAUCAGAAGACCCUUUUGGGUACUGUGUUAAAUGUUUCUUGUCUACUGAAAACCCCUGGGGUAGUGGAAAACCAUGGGUUUUUCCACAGUCCUUCCCGUUCCAGCCCACAGGAAAUGAAGAUUCAAGAGUCUAAUAUCCACCAGUUCAUGGGGCAGUUUCAUGACAAGUUGCACCAGAUACUGAAGAACCUGCUGCAACAGUCUGGCGAGACACGUCACAUGCUGCUGUCCUGGCUGGGCACCUGCCUGCAGGCCAACAUGGGGCGGGCCAAAAUUUGGGCCAAUCAGAUGCCUGAGAUCUUCUUCCAGAUGUAUGCUUCAGAUGCAUUCUUCCUAAAUCUGGGUUCUGCACUACUCAAACUCUGCCAGCCUUUCUGUCGCCCUUGCUCCCCCAAACUCUUGACCUUUAACCCCACCUACUGCACUCUCAGGGACUUGAGUGAGGAGGAGAGGCGCAAUAGGAACGUACAUGCCCGAGGAUUAGACAAGGAGACAUGUCUGAUUCCUGUUCCCCCUCAGCAGACGGUUGAAUUUGCCCAAUCGUACAGCCUUCUCACAGAAAAUCUGAUCCUCACUCAGCUUGCCCUGCACCUUGGCUUCCACAGAUUACAUGAUCAGAUGGUGAAAAUGAACCAGUCUCUGCACCGGCUGCAGGGCACAUGGCGGGAGGCCCAGCUCGGUGGAGGCCCAGUGGCAGAGCAGCUGCGAGAGCAGUUUGAGCGCCUCAUGACCGUCUAUUUGUCUACCAAGGCGGCAGCCGCCCAGCCUGCCAUGCUUAACAACUGCCUGAAUCUGCAGGCCUCCUGUGCAGCCCUCCUGGUCCAGCUCAGUCUGGGCAACCAGGGCCCAGAACAUAUACCCCUCUCCUUCCCCCUGCCUCCACUGCAGAACAGCCUGCUCUGCUAUGUGCCAGAGUUCUUUGCUGAGAACAUGGGUGACUUCUUCAUAUUCCUCCGACGCUUUGCUGACGAGGUGCUGGAGUCAUCAGCAGAGAACUUGGAGCAAGUGCUCAACUUCAUCACUGUGUACAUGGGAAGUGUGGAGAGAAUGAAAAACCCUCAUCUGCGGGCAAAGCUGGCUGAGGUCCUGGAGGCUGUGAUGCCACAUAUGGAGGCUGUGUCUCCUGGCGCUCCCCAGCCUAUCAUGUUCCAGAGAGAGAGGGUGUUCAGCUCGUACUGCCAUGCGCCUUAUUUAGCAGAGGCUCUCAUCACAGUGUUCGUAGACAUUGAGUUUACUGGUGACCCUCACCAGUUUGAGCAGAAGUUUAAUUACAGGAGGCCCAUGUACCCCAUCCUGAAGCACAUGUGGGGAGAGGAGCGCUACAGGGAGAGUAUUAAGCAUCUGGCAGAUUAUGCUUCUGAACAUCUAGAGGCCAUGAAUCCUCCACUCUUCUUAAGGUUUCUAAACCUGCUUAUGAAUGACGCCGUCUUUUUACUAGAUGAGGCCAUUCAGUAUCUGAGUAAGAUCAAGCUCUUGCAGUUGGAGAGAGAUCGAGGUGAGUGGGAGGGGCUGACCCCUGAUGCCCGCAGAGAGAAGGAGUCCAGUCUGCAGAUGUUUGGACAGCUGGCUCGCUUCCAUAACAUCAUGUCAAAUGAGACCAUUGGCACCUUGUCUUUUCUCACAUCUGAGAUCAAAGGUAUUUUUGUUCACCCUUUCCUUGCUGAGAGGAUCAUCUCCAUGCUCAAUUACUUCUUACAACACCUGGUGGGGCCCAAGAUGGGGGCUCUGAAGGUGAAAGACUUCAGUGAGUUUGACUUCAAGCCUCAGCAACUGGUAUCAGACAUCUGUACUAUUUACCUGAACCUGGGAGAUGAGGAAAACUUCUGUGCCACUGUCCCAAAGGAUGGCAGGUCGUAUUCACCCACACUUUUCUGCCAAACUGUACGAGUUCUGAAGAAAAUCAACAAACCUGGUGACAUGAUCAUGGCUUUCAGCCUCCUAGCAGACAAAAUAAAGUCUCUGGCAGACCGGCAUCAGCAGGAAGAAGAGACCUACUCAGAUGCUCCUGAUGAGUUUUUGGACCCCAUCAUGUCCACCUUGAUGCUUGACCCAGUGCUGCUUCCUUCUUCAAAUGUGACCGUAGACCGCUCUACAAUAGCCCGGCACCUGCUCAGCGAUCAGACGGACCCUUUCAACCGCAGUCCACUCACCAUGGAUCAGAUCAGGCCCAAUGAGGAGCUCAAGCAACAGAUCAUGCAGUGGCUGGCUGAGCAUAAGCAAAUGGGUCCCAGUGGCUAGUCCACAUAGUUUACUACCAUCUCAACCUUCAGGCACCAUCCAGCAGAGAAUUGCAUACUCUGUCUCCUUCUCAUACACUUCUGUGCCACAGAAAGAAAACAUUCAACCAUUAGUGAAGACCAGUCCACUAAAAUGGUGUAGGUUUAUUGCUUAAGGUCAAAUACAGAUGUGCAAAUGCCAUACCUCUGUAGUAUUUUAAGCAUUUUUCUCUCUAAGGCUCCUAAACAUUUUCUGAUCAUCUGCUCAAAAUCCUAAUUAUCAUCAGUAAUUAAGAUCUACCUGGAUAGACAGCUUUUAUACUGCUGAAUUAAACAGCUCAUAUUAAUUUUACCUUGCUAUUUUUCUUGUCUGUUUUUUAUCCAGCAGAAAUUUAUUUUCUCUUUUUCAAGGAUGUUGGUGUACAGAUGAUAUGCAGGUCUGCAAAAAUACAUUCAAAACAAGCUGAAUAAUUUAUCCCCUUUUAAAUUAUAAUUAAUUUGUUGAAACCAUUUUGCCAUGCACAGGAUUAGUUACCCUGACAAAAAAAUUAAAAGGGCAAAACUAGCAUAAAUCAGUUGUUACCUAAGUCCAUUAGAAUUGCUUUAUUCAUUUAAUACAAUAAUUAGAUGUCAAAACAGUAAAAAUCAAUGUUUGCGAUAUCUGAAAUACAUUAUACCUAGGACACCUAUGGCCAUACAUUAAUUCUUGAGUUUAACCUUUUUGCAGGAUAUAAUGGAAUACAUUGAGCUGUGAUUUGUAAUUGCUAAUUGAAUUUUUUUUGUUGUUGUUGUUGUUGUUGUUGUUUUUAGAGGACCAUUAUUAGCCACUGAACUAAUGGCUUGUUAGCUUUUUGUUAUUUAAAAUUGAAAUUUAUUUUUGUUAUUAUGGAAUGGGAAGUGUAUUGUAAUAUGUUUUUGCGUUAAAUGUUAGUGACACUGUGAUAAGAUUUUGAAACAAGUACUCUCUUUCAUUUUACUUAGAUUCAUUGUAUCUAGCGUUGUCCCACCGAGUUACUUCUCGGAAAGAUGAGUCAGAGUAGACAUGAUGAGUCAGUUACUGUAACUAGCUCAUUAUAUGCCAGAUGACUUCAGUGCGUCUUUGCCAGUGACCCUGAGAAACUACAGAUGUCCUGGGGGUUUGACAUUGUCCUCUAAAUAGAGAACUUUAAAGAUGACAUCAACUACUCUUCAUCCUGCUAAUGUGAGGGUGUAUUAAUGGUUGUUGCCUUCAGGAUAACUGUUUUGGAGUAUGUGUGCAUGUAGUUUGUGGUUUUUUUAACUGCCCCCAGCUCAUUAUGUUUAACUAUCUCCAGAGAGUGUCACAAGUUCUGCAAUUACACAAAUAAAUAAGUUUAUUAAUUAA